Messenger RNA from Myripristis murdjan (pinecone soldierfish), 1897 nucleotides. RefSeq names its product SRSF protein kinase 2-like. Bases 1 to 1776 code for a protein of 591 amino acids. Gene Ontology annotation, molecular function: ATP binding; protein serine/threonine kinase activity. The transcript is spliced from 14 exons. Gene Ontology annotation, biological process: intracellular signal transduction; regulation of mRNA processing; peptidyl-serine phosphorylation. The record is from RefSeq and is a predicted model, not a curated record. Gene Ontology annotation, cellular component: cytoplasm; nucleus. Lineage: Eukaryota; Metazoa; Chordata; Actinopteri; Holocentriformes; Holocentridae.
AUGUCAUCAUCGUACGCUGCUGCGAUAUCAGCCCUUUCCCUCAGUUCAUCCAGCACCGCCACUUCACCCGUGGAGCCCAGCCCUCCCUCUGAAAGUCCCAAACCCCCCGACACACCCACUCACGUCCCUCCAGCUGGGGAUUUACACCUCCACUCACCUGAGUCUCUGGGAUCUGAUGAGGAGCAACAGGAGAGCCCUGCUGAUUACUGCAUAGGUGGCUACUGCCCCGUGGAGGUGGGAGAGGUUUUUGUCGACCGCUACCAAGUGGUCAAAAAGUUGGGAUGGGGCCACUUCUCUACCGUGUGGCUCGGCUGGGAUAUGCUGAAGAGGCGUUUCAUCGCCCUGAAGGUGGUGAAGAGUGCUCCAACCUUCACAGAGACGGCACUGGAUGAGAUCAAACUUCUGAAAUGUGUAAGGGACACUGACCCUAAAGAUCCUAAACGUGAGCAAGUUGUGCAGCUCAUUGAUGACUUUAGGAUUUCGGGAGUGAAUGGAGAGCAUGUGUGCAUGGUUCUGGAGGUGCUGGGCCACCAGCUGCUGAAGUGGAUCAUCAAAUCCAACUACACUGGCCUUCCGCUGCCCUGCGUCAAGAGCAUCCUCAGACAGGUUCUCCAGGGCUUAGAUUACUUGCACACUAAAUGCAAGAUUAUCCACACGGACAUCAAGCCUGAGAACAUCCUUUUAAGAGUGGAUGAUGUUUACAUUCAGGAACUGGCAGCCAACACCAAGCUGUGGCAGCUGCCAGUGUGCCCUGCUUUCACCAGCUCCUCAGUGAACAGCAGGCCAAGAGAAAAACAGACUUUGUCCAACAUACUGGGGAAGUUGACCGGGGUUUUCCAAACUCUUGGGGAGUGGUCCGGCAAGGUGUCCAGGAGCCCGAUAAAGCGUCUGACGAGGAAAGAGAGGAGUCGACGAGGACAGGAGAGUGUUUCUGACCACAAUCACAAGGACAGACCUCAUGUUUCCUUUUCUGAUGUCACCGCUCCCUCCAGUCCCUCUUGUCCCUCUAAGCUCCCAGGUCCUGGCCACACCUCAAGCAGAAAGGCCCUGUUACAGGAGGACGAACUGGGCUCGGUUCCACAAAUUCAACACAGCCACCGCGACUCAGUCCGCUCAAGGCCAGCAUUAACCACAGAGCCUCCUGUCUCUGGCUCCAGAUCAGUUUUCCGACAUCAAACCACAGACAGAGGCUGCCAGCCUCCGUCACCAUCCUCUCCACAUGGAAUUAGUGACUCAGAUUUACUGCUGGACCUACUGGAGCCGCAGAACGCUGAUAAAAUCUCUAUUAAGAUCGCUGACCUGGGAAAUGCCUGCUGGGUGCAUAAACAUUUCACUGAAGACAUUCAGACGUGUCAGUACCGCUCCUUGGAGGUCCUGAUCGGUGCUGAUUACGGCACACCGGCUGACAUCUGGAGCACGGCCUGCAUGGCUUUUGAGCUGGCCACAGGAGAGUAUCUGUUUGAGCCCCAUUCAGGAGACACUUUCUCCAGAGAAGAAGAUCACAUUGCCCACAUCAUUGAGCUGCUGGGAGCAAUUCCAUCCCAGUUUGCACUCUCAGGGAAAAACUCCAAACGAUUAUUCAACCAUAAAGGACAUCUGCGGCACAUCACAAAGCUGAAGCCAUGGAGUUUGUGUGAAAUCCUGCUGGAUAAAUAUGAAUGGCCACGCGAGGAAGCGCUCCAGUUCAGCUCCUUCCUCCUCACCAUGUUGGAGCUGCUUCCAGAGAAAAGAGCCACCGCUGCCCAGUGUCUGAAACACCCCUGGAUCAACUCCUAGGCAAAGCUGGCAGGCUCGGACAUAUCCCCGGGUGUAAUAACAGCUCUGGAUUUGACAUUGGACUUGUCAGCUGAGGGAUAUAUUGUAGUAGUCUGGUGCUGGCAUCAUGAGCAUGGCUUUA